GUCCACUGCCUUCCUCGACGCGCACCACUUUGGCAGCUCGGGCUUUGCCGGCCUUCAUGAUGCGCGUGCCACAAGAGCUCGUGGACGAGAUCGUCUCCUACAUGGCCUCUGAGACCGACUUGGAGAUAUUCGUGCGCCUCCUUGAGGCCUCUUACUCCCUAUUUGCGCCGCAGAUAUCCAAACUCCUUCCCCAGCUGCCUGUCGUCUUACAGCGUAAACGCCACUAUCACGCCUUGCAAGAUAUCCAUGAGCUCUUCCCCGAAGCCACGGAUCCCUCUGUCCGUCACGUCGUAGUCCAGCUUCUAAAGCCACUUUCGACCCACAACUGCGAAGACGUGCUGCUGCCUUCCGUCCUUGAAGCGUGCAUCGAUCUUCGCAGCCUAGCCUUCGAUCUCAACGGUAUGCUUUGGUCGGAGGCCACCGUAUCUGCUGCAUACAGGCUCUUUGAUGUCAUACAGUACUCGGCACUGGAAAGCCUCUCCCUGAGCCGCGUCAGAUUCAAAAAGUCGGAUAUCGACGUCUUCAGCGCCUUGGUUCUUCCCGCUACCUUGCACGAUUUGAGGUUGCACCAAGUCGAGGUGUCUAGCUCCCUCUAUAGAGCACACCUCGGUGCUAUGAUUCCAGACGCAGAUCUCCAAAAGCCGUCGCUCGUUAACCUUACCCUUGACGGGCCUUCCCUCUGUUUUGCCCGCAUGUUCACCGACGCAGUGUUCCCAUGCACGUCUGAGGACCUGAGAUCCCUGGACUAUACUCCGAUGUCCUGGAUCGAUCAUAUACAGCUCCGGGAUCUUCUGCGCGCGAGCCCGCAUCUGCAGCAUCUGACGCUCAGAAAAGGUGACGAUGAAAACUAUUCGUCAGACCACAAUCUCUUUGGAUGUGCAGCUCUAUGCUCGCUGUGCAUAUGUUUUGCGACGCCUGCAGGACAUCGCACUGUCCCUAGUGUCCUACGCACGAUUGAGACUAUUCCCGAGACGGCGCCCUUCGAACUGCUCACCUUCGCGAUCCCUGCCACUGGCACUAUCAAAAAGGGAGGGUGGGACGCUCUUGAGGAUGCUCUUCUGCGGCGGCAGUCUAUGCGUAUCAUGGAGAUGGUUUUCACUCCAUACAAGGAUAUCGCGCUGUCGGAGGGUAAGAAACGCGGGUAUGUCAAGGUUAUGAACGGCCUAAUGCCGCGGCUGCACUGUCAAGGCAAACUCAGAGUCAUCGUGGGUGAAGAUAUCUGAGAGUCGCCUAGUAGGAGCGGUGGAUGCGGUGGCCUUGCGGUGGCCAGGAUCAGGACGAACGCUGCGGUUGAAGUUAAGGCGGAUGUGACACGGGGAAUGCCGAAGCGGAAGCAGACGAUCACGCCGAUAUCACGUGUGCAAAGUUGAACUUGAUGUGCUCAUCACAUUUUCGUUCACCGGGCCAUAACGGCCCCGUCGAGCCUCAUAGUCAUCAUCUGAGGCUUUGCGCGGAUGUUUCCCAGAGUCAGUGUAUGUAGAAGAUCAACUCGACGACGAAACGGGCUG
Messenger RNA from Schizophyllum commune H4-8, 1508 nucleotides. RefSeq lists its product as uncharacterized. The coding region runs from base 60 to 1223 and encodes 387 amino acids. NCBI's taxonomy places the organism in Eukaryota, Fungi, Basidiomycota, Agaricomycetes, Agaricales, Schizophyllaceae. The transcript is spliced from 4 exons. The record is from RefSeq and is a predicted model, not a curated record.